Colletotrichum phormii is the source of this 1989-nucleotide messenger RNA. RefSeq lists its product as uncharacterized. Lineage: Eukaryota; Fungi; Ascomycota; Sordariomycetes; Glomerellales; Glomerellaceae. The coding region runs from base 1 to 1989 and encodes 662 amino acids. The transcript is spliced from 3 exons. The record is from RefSeq and is a predicted model, not a curated record.
AUGUCGCCCAACUCACCCUCAAGUACAAACUCGUCAAAUCUCUGGCGAUCUUUCGUCCAAGGAACGACAGACGUCAAGACUCAUCACACAGUAGCAACAAAUGAAGCGAAAGACACCCUCCUUUCUGCCGAUUAUCUCGAAGAAGUCGACAAACUGCAAGUCGCACGCAAGACUCUUGUACCCGACAAAUACCAAAAGUCUACCCCCAAGCGCAUCAUCAUCUGCUGCGACGGCACAUGGCAAUCUUCAGUCAGCGGCCAACAGAACAUCCCUUCCAAUGUGACCCGCCUGUCCCGAUCCAUCGCGCUGACGGGAUCGGUUAAAAAGGAUGGAACAAUCAAGAAGGAUGAAGACGUCAAAAAAGACGCUGAAGAGGAUAGCAUCUGCCAGCAGGUCGUCUUCUACAGCGCCGGUGUCGGCACCGGCGGUGGUGUAAACAUCCUCGAGAGGGGCAGACAAGCUACUUUUGGCGACGGUCUUGUGGCCAGCGUUAUCGAGGCGUACAACUUCAUCGUCAUGAACUAUGCCCCACACGACCAACUCUUCUUCUUUGGGUUCUCCCGAGGGGCGUACACAGCUCGCUCCGUUGCGGGUCUCAUUACAGAUAUCGGUAUCAUCCAGCCCCAGGAGAUGGUCGACUUCCCGGCUCUGUACGAUCUUUACCGCAGACAUAGUCACAACGACAGCUUCAACUUCCGCCAAUCGAAAGAAUACCGACAGUGGAUUACUGGCGUUCGUGCAAAGGGGUUCCAAGACUGGCAGGGUCACGAGCAAGAGGACCAUCACUGGGACCAAAAGCCGCAUAACCUUCCCCCAGAGUUUACGAGAGCCAUUGAGGUUGUCGGAGUAUUCGAUACCGUCGGUAGCUUGGGCAUUCCUGGCUUGACUUGGACCCAAGGUGCGACUACCAAAGUCGCUAGACUUGCCCCUUGGCUUGGCAUCGAUGACCUUGGGUUUCACAAUCCUUCGCUAAGUAGAUACAUCAAGCAUGCUUACCAUGCACUUGCCCUCGACGAGCAUCGACAGCCAUUCACGCCCACUCUAUGGCGUCUCCCACUGAAAACUGAUCAAUGCCCUACCUGCCACGAACAGCCAAAAGCUCAGCUUGCGAAGAAGUUCAGAUCCCUUUUAAAAGUGAACUCGAGGGCCACAGAAGAAGAGCUUUCUGGAGCAUGGAAAGCCCUGAUCGAGCGGGAGAUGGCGGACCAGCUGAACGGCGACCAGCCCACGCUGCAGCAGGUUUGGUUCCCGGGUGGCCACAUCAACAUUGGAGGCGGCAAUCCAGGUCUUCUCUACGGCUUCCCAUUCGAUUUUGAGCAAAUUUCUCUCAUUUCCUUCACCUGGAUGUGUGAUCAGAUCAAGACCUUCAUCCAGCUCGACGACGAGCACGGAUACAAGGAUGGAAAGUACACAAUGUCGACGCUUGCCGACCGUGAGAUUGCAUCUCGCAACCGACUCAUCCAUAGCUCAAGACACCCGCAGCCAUUUGGUGUGAACUGGGUGGUGCAACGUGUCCGACAAGGGUUGGACUACAGCAAGAUCUAUGAGAUGUUCUUCAAGGCCCCCUCGUACGAUCCGGAAGCUGCGUGGGCCACGGGCCCAAUCGUCGACAUUUUCGCGCCCAUAAUGAGAGCUGUGCCGUUCUUGUCGAAGUUCAGGACUCCUGGUGAGUAUAAGAAAGACGACGUUGGCAAUGACCUCGGGCAGACGAACGAAGAGAUCCACCCGUCUGUUAAUUAUCGCGUGGCGAACCAUGCCACAUACAACCCUAGUUCCUUGGAGGGGUUCACCAGGUCAAAGAAGAUGGCGAGCAAGGGGAAGAAGCUCGAGUUCUUGUAUGAGUGGAAGAAGGGAGAUGUUGUCGUGCCAGAAUAUGUGAUCAAGCCGGCCGACCUGAUUGCUCGUCGUCUGGCCGAGGUUUCGACCGGGGGCAAUAAGUUUGUCGACGACCUGGUGAAAAGGGCCGAGGUCUCUCUGCAAAGUAGCUGA